UCAUCGACUUCAAAACCUGCCGGCAGAAGAAAUUCUGGGGCAACCGCGUGCGGGACUCCAUGAUCUGUGCCGGGUUCAGGGACACCGAGGACCCCCCAGCCGCCUGUCAGGGCGACUCCGGCGGUCCUCUGCUGUGCCAGCUGGGCCAGGACCGCUGGGAGGUGCACGGCGUGGUGAGCUUCGGCCCCAUCGGCUGCACCGUGGAGAACAAACCCAGCGUCUUCACCCGCACCACCGCCUACAUCCCCUGGAUYGAGGCCACGCGCAUCAGGGACUUCUUCCUGCACUGAAGAGCUCACCUGAACCAGGAACAGAAGCUCCGCCCUCUUUAGAAGCUUUCUGUUCUACAUCCUUCUGUAAAUACAUGUUCUGAAUGUGCAGCAAGUUUUCUAUCCUUGUGGAGCGCAGCAGUGUACACUGACCCUCUACGUCCAUUUAUGUCUGCAAUAAAACGGAUUAAAAGCAAAA
Messenger RNA from Austrofundulus limnaeus, 468 nucleotides. Its product is annotated as chymotrypsin-like elastase family member 2A. Gene Ontology annotation, molecular function: serine-type endopeptidase activity. The record is from RefSeq and is a predicted model, not a curated record. Lineage: Eukaryota; Metazoa; Chordata; Actinopteri; Cyprinodontiformes; Rivulidae. Gene Ontology annotation, biological process: proteolysis.